UUUUUUUUUUCUUUUGAGAAAAAGAGAGAGAGAGCAAAGCGACAGAGCUGGAAAACAAGGAAAUUGAGAUAUCUUAGAGGGAGCACAUUGGAUAAAGACAGUGACAUAGCUCAAAACUACCAUACAAACCUGCUGGUUAACGAAAUCCAAAGAUCUGAAAAGGACGUUCUUUUGUCCCCAGCAGUCAAUCGAACCGACCAACUCUUGCAGAUUCCAUGAGCUAGCCAUGCAAGGCCUCUAAAGUCUAAAGUUCCUUUUUGGAUAAUGCACUUUCUGGGUCUGUGGUUUUUAUAGGCAGUACUGGAAAUCCAUUUGUGGGUUUUGGCUUUGUUUGGUGCAAGAUUGUUCAAGAACUUACCAAGUGAACUGUAGGUUUUUUGGUUUUUGUUUUUGCUUUUUUUUUUUUUGGGAAAUGGGUGUGUUGAGUGAGGGUUUUACAGAGGUUUUGAUACUUGUAGCUUCCCUGGUUGGUAUUGGGUUUGCUUUGUUUCAAUGGUUUUUGGUAUCAAAGGUUAGGGUCUCUGGUGAGUCUGGCAGUGGUUAUAGUGAUAGAUUGAUUGGGGAAGAAGAAGAAGGUGUUGAUAAUCUUGAUGCUUCUCUCAAGUGUGCUGAAAUACAGAAUGCUAUUUCUAUUGGGGCAACCUCCUUCCUGUUUACUGAGUACAAGUAUCUCAGUAUCUUCAUGGGUGUUUUUGGUGCCAUCAUUUUUCUCUUUCUUGGUUCGGUUAAGGGCUUUAGCACCAAAAGUGAACCGUGCACAUACAGCAAGGGGAAUCUUUGCAAACCAGCUCUUGCCAAUGCCAUCUUUAGCACAAUUGCUUUCUUGCUUGGUGCUCUCACUUCUGUCCUCUCAGGUUUUCUAGGCAUGAAGAUUGCAACCUAUGCCAAUGCAAGGACAACUCUACAAGCAAGGAAGGGUGUUGGAAAAGCCUUCAUCACAGCUUUUCGAUCUGGGGCAGUGAUGGGUUUCCUUCUUUCUGCCAAUGGGCUUUUGGUGUUAUAUGUAUCCAUCAAUCUGUUCAAACUUUACUAUGGAGAUGACUGGGAGGGACUGUAUGAGUCCAUUACUGGUUAUGGUCUUGGAGGCUCAUCAAUGGCACUCUUUGGAAGAGUUGGAGGAGGUAUAUAUACAAAAGCAGCUGAUGUUGGUGCUGACCUUGUUGGUAAAGUUGAAAGAAAUAUCCCUGAAGAUGAUCCAAGAAAUCCAGCUGUUAUUGCUGAUAAUGUGGGUGACAAUGUAGGAGACAUUGCUGGGAUGGGUUCUGACUUAUUUGGGUCUUACGCCGAAUCAUCUUGUGCAGCACUUUUUGUUGCAUCAAUUUCACAAUUUGGUAUCAACCAUGACUACACAGCCAUGUCUUAUCCACUGAUUAUAAGUGCAAUGGGAAUAAUAGUUUGCUUAGUAACCACACUUUUUGCAACUGAUCUGUUUGAGAUUAAGAAUGUAAGUGAAAUCGAGCCAUCAUUGAAGAGACAACUAGUUAUCUCAACCAUUCUGAUGACUGCUGGGAUUGCCAUUGUCAGCUUCUUAGCUUUACCAUCAGAAUUCACUCUCUUUGAUUUUGGGACUGACAAGCUUGUAAAGAACUGGCACCUGUUCUUUUGUGUUGCUAUUGGCUUGUGGGCUGGACUUGUUAUUGGGUAUACAACAGAGUACUAUACUAGCAAUGCUUACAGUCCAGUGCAGGAUGUAGCAGAUUCUUGCAGGACUGGUGCUGCAACAAAUGUGAUAUUUGGAUUAGCUCUGGGAUACAAAUCUGUCAUAAUUCCCAUAUUUGCCAUUGCAAUUGCUAUCUAUGUCAGCUUUAGCAUGGCCGCCAUGUAUGGUAUUGCCAUGGCUGCUUUGGGAAUGCUCAGUACAAUUUCGACUUGUCUUGCAAUUGAUGCUUAUGGACCCAUAAGUGACAAUGCUGGUGGUAUUGCUGAAAUGGCUGGAAUGAGUCACAAGAUACGUGAAAGAACAGAUGCUCUAGAUGCUGCCGGAAACACCACUGCCGCAAUUGGCAAGGGUUUUGCUAUUGGAUCAGCUGCUUUGGUUUCCCUUGCUUUAUUUGGUGCCUUUGUAAGCAGAGCAGGCAUCAAAGCUGUUGAUGUUUUAACCCCUAAGGUCUUCAUUGGCCUGAUUAUCGGCGCCAUGCUUCCAUACUGGUUCUCUGCCAUGACAAUGAAAAGUGUGGGAAGUGCAGCUCUCAAAAUGGUUGAAGAGGUCCGUCGACAAUUCAAUACUAUUCCAGGACUUAUGGAAGGUAGAGUUAAACCAGACUAUGCCAACUGUGUCAAAAUUUCAACUGAUGCAUCACUCAGGGAGAUGAUCCCACCUGGCGCUCUGGUUAUGCUUACACCACUCAUUGCUGGAACCUUCUUCGGAGUUGAAACUCUUGCUGGUGUUCUUGCUGGUUCACUUGUUUCUGGUGUCCAGAUUGCCAUUUCGGCUUCUAACACCGGUGGGGCAUGGGACAACGCCAAGAAAUACAUUGAGGCUGGUGUUUCCGAGCAUGCUAGAUCACUUGGACCUAAAGGUUCAGACCCUCACAAAGCUGCUGUCAUCGGCGACACAGUCGGAGACCCCCUGAAGGACACUUCUGGUCCUUCACUUAAUAUCCUGAUCAAGCUCAUGGCAGUGGAGUCAUUGGUGUUUGCUCCAUUCUUUGCUACUCACGGGGGCCUGCUGUUCAAAUUGCUCUGAAUAUUAUCUAUUAAACCCAAUCUGUUAGCUAAGGCAGAAAGAAAAUUAUGCUUACCAUUGAAGCAUUAUCGUGUAAUCUAGCGCUUACUGUUUGUUGAUGAGGCUUUGCUUCUGCUACCUUACCACUUUGACCAUUAAUAAACUAUAGUUUCAUGUGUA
This is a messenger RNA of Hevea brasiliensis (rubber tree), 2845 nucleotides long. RefSeq names its product pyrophosphate-energized vacuolar membrane proton pump. Lineage: Eukaryota; Viridiplantae; Streptophyta; Magnoliopsida; Malpighiales; Euphorbiaceae. The coding region runs from base 413 to 2686 and encodes 757 amino acids. The record is from RefSeq and is a predicted model, not a curated record. The transcript is spliced from 8 exons. Gene Ontology annotation, molecular function: diphosphate hydrolysis-driven proton transmembrane transporter activity; inorganic diphosphate phosphatase activity. Gene Ontology annotation, biological process: proton transmembrane transport. Gene Ontology annotation, cellular component: membrane.